Anolis sagrei ordinatus is the source of this 6057-nucleotide messenger RNA. It is a transcript of the gene TPCN2, whose product is annotated as two pore segment channel 2. Gene Ontology annotation, cellular component: lysosomal membrane. Gene Ontology annotation, biological process: endocytosis involved in viral entry into host cell; calcium-mediated signaling; transmembrane transport. The record is from RefSeq and is a predicted model, not a curated record. Gene Ontology annotation, molecular function: ligand-gated sodium channel activity; intracellularly phosphatidylinositol-3,5-bisphosphate-gated monatomic cation channel activity; voltage-gated channel activity. NCBI's taxonomy places the organism in Eukaryota, Metazoa, Chordata, Lepidosauria, Squamata, Anolidae.
CGGGCUGAAGGCGGCGGAUGCAGAAGCAGAAGCAACAGCAGCAACAACAGCCCGGCUCCGCCUCCGGGGAGGCUCCCGCAGCCCUUUUUACUCUGGCCGGGCCCCGCUUCCGCCUGCCGGCCGCUGCACCAAGCCAUGAAGGAAAAGAAGAAGGAGGAGGAGGAGGAGGAGGAAGGCGGCCCCGGCGCCAAGGAAAGGCAGCCCUUGCUCCGGCCGAAGCCGCCGGCCCCCUUCUCUCGCCCCGCCGGGAACGUUAAAGAUGGCCACGAGCUCUACUUCAACCAAGCUGUAGUAUUCAUUGAAGAUGCAAUUCAGUAUCGUUCCAUAAAUCACCGGGUGGACUCUAACUCCCUGUGGCUUUAUCGAUGGUAUUAUUCAGAAGUUUGCCAAAGGAUUUUGAUUGCUACCAUUACCCUAAUCUUGAUCCUUGCUUUCAUCGAAAAGCCUUCUUCACUAACUGUCACAUCAGAUGUGCGAUAUCGCUCGGAAGCCUGGGAGCCUCCUUGUGGCCUCACUGAGAGCAUUGAACUGCUUUGCUUCCUUGUCUUUAUAGUGGAUGUUUCCGUGAAGAGUUACCUCAUAGGCUGGGAAGGAUUUCGGAAAACCAAGUGGCUGAUGGCAUAUAUCCUAGUGCUAGUGGUCUCCCUUGCAGACUGGACUGUCUCCCUGAGCUCUUCCUGUGAUGAGGCCAUGCUGAAGUCCUUCCGUUUACAACGAAAUUUUAUCAUGGGAGAAUGGCAGAAACUUAGAAUAAGACGAAUCCUCCGACCCUUCUUCCUCCUUCAGAACUCUUCAAUGAUGAAAAAGACCCUGAAAAGCAUCAAGAGGACGUUGCCUGAAAUUACAAGUGUUAUGCUGCUAUUAGCGCUUCACCUGUUUCUGUUUACCAUGUUUGGCAUGCUGCUAUUUGCUCGAACAAAGGAUGCACAACAGGACAAAGAGUGGCAAGGCUAUUUUCAUAGCUUGCCUGAUUCAUUGACUUCCUUGCUUGUACUGCUAACAACUGCAAAUAAUCCAGAUGUGAUGAUUCCUGCCUAUUCAAAAAAUCGAGCAUAUUCCAUUUUCUUUAUAUUCUUCACAGUGAUAGGAAACUUAUUUCUGAUGAACUUGCUUACAGCAAUAAUAUACAAUCAGUUUCGUGGAUACCUUCUGAAAUCAGUUCAGUCUUCACUUUUCCGGAGGCGGUUAGGAAUCCGGGCUGCAUUUGAAGUUCUCUGCUCUUUGAAAGAGACACCAAUGAAUAAAAAUAUCUUUUGUGUCCAGUCUGAGGAGAUGAUUCAAGUACUCCAGAAAGUAAAAAUGGAUCCAUACUGUAAGGAAGCCAUCAUUGUGAAGCUGGAAUCGUAUCCUCCAGGUGGACUGUCCGCUGCUCAGUUCCAGACACUUUUUGAUGAACUUGAUACUCACAAAGUUAAAGAGCGCCCUGCCAUGCCAGAUUAUCAGUCACUUUUUCUACAGAAGAUUCAGCUUAUCUUUGGCCAUCACUACUUUGGGUAUUUAGGCAAUGCUAUAGCUUUAGCAAACGUUUUCUCUGUCUGUGUAAUCAUGGUAAUAGAUUCAGAUAAGCCACCUACUGAGCGGGAUGACUUCUUUUUAGGGGUUAUAAACUGUGUCUUCAUUUUCUACUACCUCUUGGAAAUGUUGCUGAAAAUAAUAGCGCUGGGAUUGAGAAGAUAUUUGUCAUAUCCAAGCAACAUCUUUGAUGGGCUUCUGACCAGUGUUCUGAUGGUUUUGGAGGUGUCAACGUUUGCUGUGUAUGGAUUUCCUCAUCCAGGCUGGCGUCCUGAAAUGUUGGGCUUGCUGUCUCUGUGGGACAUGGUCCGUCUAGCAAACAUGCUGAUAGUGUUCAGAUUUUUGCGUAUCAUCCCCAACAUAAAGUUCAUGUCUUUAGUUGCCAGCACACUGCUGGAUAUGGUGAAAAAUAUAAGAAGUUUUGCAGGGAUCUUAGUGGUGGCUUUCUAUACAUUUGCAAUAAUUGGCAUGGAGCUGUUCGGAGGUACCAUUGUUCCCAUGGGGAACAUCAGUGGGGUCAACAUAACAACUGGAAACACAACCUUACAGUGUGGCACAUAUGAACAACUGGAGUACUGGCCAAACAACUUUGAUGAUUUUGCUGCAGCACUAGUGACUCUAUGGGACGUGAUGGUUGUCAACAAUUGGCAGGUUUUCUUGGAGGCAUAUUCCAGAUAUUCUUCUCCAUGGUCAAAGUUAUACUUCGUCACCUGGUGGUUGUUUUCCUCUGUCAUUUGGGUUAAUCUGUUCAUUGCCUUACUUCUGGAGAAUUUUAUUCAUAAAUGGGACCGUCGCUGUCAUCGCCCAUCUCUCUCUGACAUUGAAUACCAAAUGACAAUGGAACUCAUGUUCAGGGAUGUUUUGGAAGAACCUACAGAAGAAGAACUGAUUGCAGAACUUCACCAGCAUCCACAUAUGCAUCUGUGUAGAUGAUACAUGGAUGGAAAUUGAUCCAUCCUAAUUUUUCCUACCAGCAGGGUUGUGGGAAUUUUUAGCUGAAAGCAAAAUACUGAAAGUCUUUCAUUUUAUUUUUGAAUGCUAUUAUAAUACAAAGGCCUCCAAAGAAUGCCACCUCUUAACUGGAUGGGCAUUUUUGGCUGGACUGGGGACUGGUUUUUAGUUCUGAAAAUGCACAAUAGUGAAGUUUAAAAAGCAGCUUUGAAGGUGAAAAUCUAUUUUCAGUGUUUUUCGGAAGGCAAGUGGGACUGUUUAGGGGAGAUUUUUUAAAAGUGAAAUUGUCAGUCCUGGAAGCUGCUAGACAUGGCAUGGCAUAUUAGCCUUUUUUUUUGCCAGUAUGUUUUUCAGAAUGGAGGCUGAAGGGACCUCAAGUGGGAUCCAGAAUAAGCUGUUUGAGGGCCACAUAGUACUUGUGGCCUAGAUUUUGCCCACCUGAUUUAAAACAUUUUUAAGUGACCAAUUUGAUUUUGUUUUAAGCUGACUUUUAUGGAACUCUGGAAUAGUUGCUAAUAAAAUCUGGCAGGUAAUGUGGCAGAGCAACUAAACAUUUUUUUAAAAAAAGCAAAGAACUGAUUUCAGUGAUGUUGCACUUUACAAUGGAAAGAAGUAGAAGAUUAUAACCACUGUACUGGGUUGCUGCUAGCAUUAAAAACAAAAAGUCCUCCAAUAGGAGAACCUUCUAUUCCAGUGUUUGUGUGGUGCCAGGGACAGUGCCUUAAUAUUGAGGAAAACGUUUUUAUAAAUCCUUGAUUUUUUAUCAAGCUGAGGUAAGAAAUCUCAUACUGAAAUUCAUGAUGUGGAUUAAAGGACAUUAUUAAGUUGCAUUAUAUCAGAAUGAAGAAGAAUGCAAUGCAUGUAAUAAGAUUGGUCAGAAUAUUCUUGCAGCCAAGUAGUGCUUAUGCACUAAAUCAUAAGUUACUAUAAAUACAGAAGGGACUGGGUUAGGAUCUUGCUAGAAGGGAGGGGACAGGAGACAGGGCUUUAGCUGCAGGUAACAGUACCAUAAAAUGUACCAUUAAAACAUUGCUAUCCCAAAUGAUGCAUAGACAGGUGUCCGUCUGUGACCCACUGGCUGCUAGUCCACAGCAAGGCUCCAAAAAUGAAAGCAAAUACAUCACAAAUGUCUGCCAUAUCUGCUAGCUUGGGAAACUGCAUUAAAACAGACAAAUAUAAUUUAGAUUGCCAGUGCAGAGUCAUAAUUUGCACUGUGACUGUGGUAGGUUAAAUAUAACCGUCUCCUGUUUCUGUACUGUAGGCUCCUGAGAACUUACUUUAGAGUAAAAAAGGAGAGAAAGCAGUUACCUAUAGUUUUGAAGUAACAAGUAGUUUUGGUCUGUGAGUACAACUACUCUAAGGUCAGGUGCUUGAAGAUUGUAUCCCACCUGCACCACUUUCUUUGACAUAUUUCAAACAUGGACAGCUUGUGGUCCUUCAGAUAUUUGCAGACCGCAGAUCUCGGCAGCCUUGCAGUAAUGAACAAGUUCAAGGAGUAUUGUUGCAGGUUUUCAUGGCUGGAAUCACUGGGUGGUUGUAGGUUUAUCAGGCUGUACGGCCGUGUUUUAGAAGCAUUCUCUUUUUGAAGUUUCACCUGCAUCUAUAGCAUGCAUCCUCUGAGAUUUUGACCUCACAAUCUCUGAGGAUGCUUGCCAUAGAUGCAGGUGAAACAUCAGGAGAGAAUGCUUCUAGAACAUGGCCAUACAGCCCGAAAAACCUGCAACAACCCAAUUGCAAAGAGGUGCAGUCCAACAGCAUGGGGAGGCCUGCAGUUAACCAUCCCUGAUAAAAACAAACAUUCCAGAGUCUCUACCCUUGUAUUAUGGAAAUGACUAGCUUCAUGUAUUGUUCUUCUUAGUUUGGUCUUGUUUUGGUAUUGGCAUUUGUGUAUCUCUCAGCAGUUUGGGAGGUAGAUGUAUGGAUGCUGGCUUUCAUAUAGACAUACCAUUGUCGAUUUGGGAGCCCUGGAAAAAAAAAUUUAAAUACAUCCUCAGGGAACAUCUGUACUACAUUGCUUAAUAUAUGGGGAAGUAUUUCUGUCUUGCAGUAAGGAGGAGACCACAACUUCCUGCAUCGCUUAAUGUGAAGCAAUUAAAGCAGUUUGAUAUCACCAUAACUGUCACAAUUCCAUCCUAUUCAAUCCUGAAAUGCUAGUUUCAUUAUGUAUUCAGAAUUCUCCGAAAUGGAGCUUUAGUGCCUCCUCAAACUUCAAGUUCCAGGGUUCAGUAUGAUUUAGCCAUGGCUCUUAAAAUGGAACCAAAGUGUUAUAAUUAUGUAGAGUGGAAGGACCCUGAAUUUGGACUGGCUCUACUGUGUUUUGGCAAAAAGCAGGGUUUUAUUGAUUUUUACUUCCAGAAUCCCCCAUGUUGUGGAUACAGCUAGGAGAUUCUGGAAGUUGUAGUCCAAAAAGUAACUUUUUCACGACAUGGCAAAUAAUCUUGAGAGUUGAAAUUUCAGUCUUUUUGUUUAGGCACUCCUAUGCUUCAUCUAAAUAUGAUAUAACUUAGGCCCUUUUGAGGUGCCUCUCUAACAAUCAACAAGCUGAAAUGGUAUGGAGAAAAUGAAUACAGAUACAACAGAAUAUAUUGGCAUGUCCAGAGAUCUUGAAUAAGUUACUGGUUGGGGUACAACUCCCAGAAUCCGCUAGCUAGCAUGGGGAUUGGUAAAGCCCUGCCCUCUCCUUUAAAUUGCCUACCAGACUGUCUGUGUACCAGGAGAACAGAGAUACAUGAUUUGGCAAAAGAAGAGAUACAUGAUUUGGCAAAAGAAGUCACACACAUAUCUAUAGCCAUUUCAUUUAUAAACUGCAUUUUCAUUGACACAUGCACAGGAACUUACAUUAUCUCAUGUUCGUAGAAAUAUCUAUGUGCUGCUUGUAUUGAGUUCUGUUACUUGGCAGAAUCUUUCCUCACCUGUAUUACAUCAAACUCAGGUAAAAGACUGCAUUUUUAAAUGUUUACCCUUGGAUACUUAGUGUAAAAAGCUAGCACAUCCUGGAGACCUAAACAUAUACCAUAAGUAAUAAGGACAGUAACACCAUGCAGGUUCAUUAUAUUCAAGCCUUCUCCUGGCAUGCUAGUUUUAUUUGCCCGGCUCUACGAUUUGUAAUUAUAGCAAGCAAAAUGGGUAAAAUAAACACAUAACAUUGUUGCCACUAUUUUUUUAUACUGUGCCUUCAUUCAAUUAAUAAGAAAUGGGCUACAUUUUUUCAUAGCUUAAUUUCAUUGUGUUGCUAUUUGAUUUUUAAAUGUAUGUUGCGAACAUACUUUACUUUACUUUACUUUACUUGAAUUUACUUGAAUUUUUCACCAUCUUUAAAAGAAAUUUGCAUUUUUCUUAUAUUUAUAAUACCAAUUGGGUUCUAAAUGUCUUUCUUUAUGUGAGGUCAUACUUGUUUCAAUGUUGCUGUUUGCUUUGUACAAUGUGCCCAAUUUACAAAUGCAAUAUACAUUCCAUUUCCUUAUUGCUGUUUUCAUAGAGAAAUCACUAAAAAGUAUAUAUUUUAUAGCUUUUUACUUCAUUUGUUCCAUAAAAGUAUGUUAUCAGCACAAGUCAUUUGUACUUGUUAAAAACAGUAAAAUAUUUUUGAAACCA